This is a messenger RNA of Mya arenaria, 808 nucleotides long. RefSeq lists its product as uncharacterized. NCBI's taxonomy places the organism in Eukaryota, Metazoa, Mollusca, Bivalvia, Myida, Myidae. The record is from RefSeq and is a predicted model, not a curated record. Bases 1 to 684 code for a protein of 227 amino acids. The transcript is spliced from 6 exons.
AUGACACCACAGAUGGGAACAUUCAAGGACAGUGAAGGUCAAGUUGGCAAUGGAAGCAAGGAGACCAAAAACGGAAGACGAGCGCUGCUGGUGGCCGGCGCAUGCGUAUUCCUGACUCUCCUGACGGCCGCCGUUUUAGGCUCCGUGUAUCUGGGUUAUUCACUCCAAUCCCGGGGCUCGACAGGCAAACAACAUACGUUCACGGCGGAUUUCUACCAAGACGGUUUCCACGCUGUGAAGGAAACUUUAGUCAUCACGGAACGUGAGAACGUGUAUGCCUCCAUCAACGUCAGUGUUGUCCAGGACUAUGAGACAGGGUUCGAAGUAUUCAAGAUGGACCACCUCCCAGGGUGCUACCUGACAACUUUCAACAUGAGUGAUAGAGACGACUACAACAUCAACGGACAACGACAGGUGUCAAUUGAGGUAACACAGACCUCCAAGCAGCGCUACUCAGUGACGGACAUCACCGUGAAUAGGGUGGUGCUGGGACCGCAGGCGACCGCUAUGUGCGCCGAAAGAGAUCUUUACAUGCUUAGACAACAUACAGGUUCGACGAACGCCGGUAGGCGAGUUAAGAGAGGUUCACCUAGUAGACCGUCUUUACCGCCGAUGGAGUGCUUCUAUAUUUGUAGAUUUAAUGGAAGUUGCUUUUGGGUUUGUGUUUUUAGCACACCUCCUUGAGGUAUAUAAAUAUAACCAGAGUGGUAGUAACUUUCCUUUAUAAACAUAAACAUUGUCACUACCACGUUGUUUUUGGUGCCAGACUUUUGAUUAGUAUUUUGGAUAUAGGUAAACCGUUGUUCGU